AGCAGACGAUAAAUUACAGUUUACGUAUCAAUAGACGCAAAUACACAAACACAGGAUGAAUCGUGCGUUCGUUUCAGUUGUGAUAUUCUUAUCAUUACACUUGUCAAGAGCUACACCUCUUGGUCAUGUAUUAUCAAAGGAUAAUGGAAAAAUAUUUUUUAAAAGAACAUUAGUUAAUUACCAAGAUGAAAUUACUUCAUUAAAAAACAAUAUUGCUGCUUUAGAAGAGAGAGUUACUAAAUUAGAGACGGGAAAAGCUUCUCAUGUUAUGUUAUCGAAUCAAUUUGAAAAUAUUAGCAGUGGAAUCAUCGAGAAUCAUAAAAUAAGUAAAAGGGCAAUUUUUCGACGAAGAAAAAUUUUCAGACCAGAAGUUGCAUUUCAUGCGACACUGACGAAACCUUCUGCUACGGUCAAAAUGUUAGAGAAUAUAGUCUUCAACAAUGUCAUAACAAACAUCGGUCACGCAUACAACCAUCAUACUGGGGCCUUUACUGCACCUACACAUGGAACUUAUACGUUUAACACAAAUAUUGUUGCAGAAAGAGGACAUUAUAUUGAAGCAAGUAUUGUCCGUAAUGGUGAAGUGGCUGUUUCAGCAAUCAGUGAUCAUAGAUUUUCACAUGAUGGAAAGCAUUUUACCACGUGGGAUCAAGGAAACGCAGUCGCGAUUUUAAGAUUGAAUAAAGGGGACAAAGUGGCCGUGACAUUACAAUGGCCUGAGGGAAGCCACGCUAUACACGGUAGAGGAAAAUCAAGUUUCUCUGGAUAUCUACUGAGAUAGGACAAACUGUUAUUUGAAGUUAAUCAUGACUAUAGCUAUGUCCGAUUUACACACGGACGUUAUCGGUUAGACAGCAAAAAGGUUAAAGAACACCAUGUGGGACAAUUAGACACUAUAACAAUCGGUGGUACGGAGAGAACGUCUAAUUAUUUAUAGAUAUUGAUCCAGAUAUCAAAAAAUGAAACGGGAUGAGAAGAAAGCGAUCUUAUAGUCAACUGUUUUGGAUAGAUGGUUGUUAAGAUAAUACAGCUUCAAUAGUUCCAAGCUUACAAACAAAAAAUGACUAAAAUGUUUUGAUGAAUAAAGAUAAUACAUGUAUAGAAUAGAAUCCAGUAUGUUAAAGUCAGUACAAGCAAAAUUUAGUGAAUAUUACAUUAGAUGUUCUAAAUGUGAAAAGAUGCAUUCGACUGACAUUUGAUUUAAUCAGCAAUAGAACGUAUUUAUCAUUUUAGCAAUUUAUGUUUAUUGUGAUAUUUAUUUUAUAGUGUAAUAGUCAUUUAAU
Messenger RNA from Ruditapes philippinarum (Manila clam), 1283 nucleotides. RefSeq names its product complement C1q-like protein 4. Gene Ontology annotation, molecular function: protein binding. The transcript is spliced from 2 exons. The record is from RefSeq and is a predicted model, not a curated record. Lineage: Eukaryota; Metazoa; Mollusca; Bivalvia; Venerida; Veneridae. Bases 56 to 781 code for a protein of 241 amino acids.